UUGCGCGUGCCGUGUCGGCGGGAAGUCACGUGGUGGUUGACGCUACUACCCCCACGAUUCCGGCGUAAUACCCCGUGCUCGCUGAAUUCUCAGUCAGUCGCCGUUCCGACGGUGUGUCGAGUGUGUGACAAGCUUACCGUGACUACGGUGUGACGUAUUACUACCUCAACAGAGGAACGUGAAGAUUCUUGCUUUGCUUGGUGUGGGAUUUUGGAUUCGCUGUACGACAUCGCCGUUCCUACCUGCCACGCCCCGCCAGAGGUGUUAUUUUAUUUUCUCCCUGCAUUGAGCAUUUGGUUGCUCGACCGAGAGGAUUCCUGACAUGGCACGCUACGGCAGCCUCUGCGGGCUUCCGGCUUUGGCGGUGACGGUGAUCGUCCUCGGCUGUCUUCUCAGUCCAGGAAGCCCAGCAAGGACAGGAGGGACAGGAGGCGCCGGAAGCGCAGGAGCCCCAGGAAACCCAGGAGGUGCAGGAGGCCACGGAGGCAGCGGAGCUGCCGGGGGCCCAGGAAGCAUAGGAGGCACAGGAGGCGCAGGAGCUGCCGGGGGCGCCGGACUCGGCGGGAGCGCAGGAGGUGCCGGGGGCUCAGGAGGCGUCGGGGGCGCAGGAGGCUCCGGGGCCAACGGAGGCACAGGAGGUGCAGGAGCCGCCGGAGCGCCAGGAAGCGGCGGAGCGCCAGGAGGCGACGGAGGUGAUGGAGGUGAUGGAGGCGAUGGAGGGGCCGGAGGCAAGGGAGGCAUCGGAGGCGUAGGAGGCGCUGGAGGUGCCGGAAACCCCCCCGGACGCCCAGGACAAGCCGGACACCCAGGAGGCCCCGGGAGGCGAUGAAACCUUUAGCUGCGACACCAAAUGCGUUUGCUCAAGGCAGCGUUCUGACAGUGGUCUGCAGUUAUCGAGUGUGAUCUAUUCAUGUUCGCUUCUGCGCGCUGACACCAUGCUUGUUCAUUCUGUUAGUAAGCGAAUGUGUCCAAGUUUACGCAGCCGAUAAAACUACUAUCCUUACUCCGCAUAGCUCUCUGCUAAUUUGCUAUCGUAAUUGCUGCUUCGCCUUUCUGGCGAAACUACAACUUUUUCAUACAUCCGGUGGUUUUGCGUUACUUUAGCGGCUUUCUUCUUUUUGUUUUUACUGGACGCAACAAAAUGUCACCCGUCGCGUAACUUUAGCGGUUUUCUUCUUUUCGUGAUGAACGCAUUGAAAAGUCACCCCUCGCGUUACAAUCGUGGUCGCAUUACAAUCGAUUAAAUAUGGUAUGUACCUCCCUGUGUACUCCCGGCCAAAAUAUUGUUUUGGUUAGUGCCGCAAUUAUCUGCCUUCCAUUUCUGUGUCCGUUAACAUGACCCUUCUCGUUUAGGACUCUUCUAUGUUGUAUCAGAAGCAUCAAUUGCAUCAGUUGUUUCCAUUCACUCCGAAAUUUUCUAUAUACCAGGUCCUUUUUCAGCUCGUAUGUCACACCUUCUCUGACCCCUUCUCGAAUAGAUCUACCGCCGAUCCUCCGCAUCACGUACCUGAGUGUUCUAUUCUCUCUCUGCUGCCUUCCCAGCUCUUCCGCGGAUACAUCAAGUUUCCUUACUACUGUAUGCCUGUUCUCAUCUUGUUCUUUAUCCCUCUUACUGUCGUCACAGUUCCUAGAUCUGUUUGACAAGAUUGGUUCACCGAGCGACUAUGGGUCCUCGACUGCUCUCGGUCCUGGUGUAUUUCCUAAGAUCAGGUCAUACAGCGGUUCUUCUACGUACCUGGCUGUGACAAUUCCUGUAUAGUAUGGUGUGAAUAUACAGAUCUUAGCCUCCGGGAGGUAUCUCACCGAGCUGUCCACGAACUUAACUGGUUUCACCUGUCCUGUCAUGCUCUUUGGAGGUACCAACUUCUCCUUACAAGCACAGUGUCCGCACCCGUGUCUUUUCAUACAGUAGCCUUCUUUCCUUCUUUACCUUCUACCACUGGCAUAUCUCGCUCUUUAC
Molecule: messenger RNA, 1960 nt
Organism: Dermacentor silvarum
Lineage: Eukaryota; Metazoa; Arthropoda; Arachnida; Ixodida; Ixodidae
Exons: 2
Coding region: 323-829 (168 amino acids)
Source: RefSeq, a predicted model, not a curated record